Messenger RNA from Neoarius graeffei (lesser salmon catfish), 869 nucleotides. RefSeq lists its product as uncharacterized. Lineage: Eukaryota; Metazoa; Chordata; Actinopteri; Siluriformes; Ariidae. The transcript is spliced from 2 exons. The record is from RefSeq and is a predicted model, not a curated record. Bases 46 to 651 code for a protein of 201 amino acids.
AAGAGAAGAUGCCAUCUGCUGUCCUGCCGCCAGGACAGCUGCCAAAUGGUCCUCCGCCAGCUCGACUGCUUGAUCCAGCGACGCCGGGCGGUGGCACCUGACCCACUCCGCAGUUCCUGCUGGCAAGCGAGUGACGAACUGUUCCAGCACCACCUGGUCGAGGAUUCCUUCGGCGUCGUGGUUGUUGGCCCUCAGCCACCGCCAGCAGGCGUCCCGGAGCUGCUGGCCAAACGCGAACGUUCGGCCGACUUCCUCCAAGCGCAGCGCGCGGAAGCGCUGGCGCUGCUGUUCCGGAGUGCGCCCCACGUGCUGGAGGAUGGCCCGGCGGAGGUCCGCGUAGGCCAGCUGGCGGUCGGCGGGGAGCUGGAGCACGGCCAGCUGUGCUUCUCCCGUGAGCAGGGGGAGGAGGCGCGCUGCGCGCUGCUCCAUCGGCCACCCCGAGGCUUCGGCGACUUGCUCAAAGAGCGUGAUGAACGCCUCGGGGUCAUCCUGCGGGCCCAUCUUGGUGACGGUGAGGGGAGACGGGCCCGUGGUAGGAGCGCUGGUGGACCCCGCCGACGCGAGGAGGUGCCGGAAUGCCUGUCGAUCUUCUUGUUGGGCCAACACCAGGGCCUCGAACCGCUCUUCUUGCUCCUUUCGGAGGGUGAGUAGCGCCUGGUGCUGGCUUUGCUGGGCUGUGGCGAGGGCGUGGAUCAGUUCAGCGAACGGGGAGGACUCCAUGGGGCUGUGAGGCUGCUGUGUUCCAGAUCCCGGGUUCCGGCACCACUGUGGCAGUUUGGAGCAGGUCGAGGCGGCCGCAAGAAACACGGUGGGAAAAGGAGAAAUAAGGCCCACCUGAGUGUGAGACAGAGAAACAGCACACCUGCACA